GAAGAAAUAUAUAUGGCAGAUUUUAAGUUUAAUUUUUUUUUUCGUAGUGAUCUUAGUGAAAAUCAGAUUCAAGCGAUACCACGGAAGGCAUUCCGAGGAGCAGUAGACAUAAAAAAUCUGCAACUGGAUUACAACCAGAUCAGCUGUAUUGAAGAUGGGGCAUUUAGGGCUCUGCGUGACCUGGAAGUGCUCACGCUCAACAAUAACAACAUUACUCGACUGUCCGUGGCAAGUUUCAACCAUAUGCCCAAACUGAGAACAUUUCGUCUUCACUCCAACAACCUCUAUUGCGAUUGCCAUCUGGCCUGGUUGUCUGACUGGCUGCGGCAGCGGCCGCGGGUUGGCCUCUACACCCAGUGCAUGGGGCCAUCUCAUCUCCGGGGACACAAUGUAGCUGAGGUCCAGAAACGGGAGUUUGUCUGCAGUGGUCACCAGUCUUUCAUGGCUCCAUCCUGCAGUGUCUUGCAUUGCCCUGCUGCAUGCACCUGUAGUAACAAUAUUGUGGACUGUCGUGGAAAAGGCCUUACUGAGAUCCCAACAAACCUUCCAGAAACCAUUACUGAAAUACGAUUAGAACAAAAUUCAAUCAAGGUCAUACCUCCUGGAGCUUUCUCACCAUAUAAAAAGCUUCGAAGAAUUGACCUGAGCAAUAACCAGAUUUCUGAAGCAGCUCCAGAUGCUUUCCAGGGCUUACGUUCACUCAAUUCACUUGUCCUCUAUGGCAAUAAAAUUACAGAACUUCCAAAGGGCCUAUUUGAAGGACUCUUUUCUCUUCAAUUGCUUUUAUUGAAUGCCAACAAGAUCAAUUGCCUGCGAGUUGAUGCUUUUCAAGAUCUGCACAACUUGAAUCUUCUUUCUUUGUAUGACAACAAGCUUCAGACCAUUGCAAAAGGCACCUUCUCACCCCUACGUGCAAUUCAGACCUUGCAUUUGGCUCAGAAUCCAUUUAUCUGUGACUGCCAUCUGAAGUGGCUGGCGGAUUAUCUUCAUACAAACCCCAUUGAGACCAGUGGUGCCCGUUGCACCAGCCCCCGCCGUCUGGCAAACAAAAGGAUCGGCCAGAUCAAAAGCAAGAAAUUCCGCUGCUCAGCUAAAGAACAGUAUUUCAUUCCAGGCACUGAAGAUUACAGAUCCAAAUUAAGUGGAGACUGCUUUGCAGAUUUGGCUUGCCCUGAGAAAUGUCGCUGUGAAGGGACCACAGUGGAUUGCUCCAAUCAGAAACUCAACAAAAUUCCCGAUCACAUCCCCCAGUACACAGCAGAGUUGCGACUAAAUAACAAUGAAUUUUCAGUUCUGGAAGCUACUGGAAUCUUUAAGAAACUUCCUCAGCUGCGUAAAAUAAACCUGAGCAAUAAUAAGAUUACCGAUAUUGAAGAAGGAGCAUUUGAUGGAGCCUCUGGUGUGAAUGAACUGUUACUCACUAGCAACCGCUUGGAGAGUGUUCGACACAAAAUGUUCAAAGGACUAGAAAGUCUCAAAACACUGAUGCUGAGGAGCAACCGUGUGAGCUGUGUGGGAAACGACAGCUUCACGGGCCUGAGCUCAGUCCGUCUGCUCUCACUGUAUGACAACCAGAUCACCACUGUGGCACCCGGCUCCUUCGAUACCCUGCAUUCGCUCUCUACAUUAAACCUCUUGGCCAAUCCCUUCAACUGCAACUGCCAUCUUGCGUGGCUUGGAGAUUGGCUGAGGAAGAAACGCAUUGUGACAGGGAACCCUCGCUGCCAAAAACCUUACUUCCUCAAGGAGAUUCCCAUCCAGGAUGUGGCAAUUCAGGAUUUUACAUGCGAUGAUGGAAAUGAUGACAAUAGCUGCUCUCCGCUGUCCCGCUGCCCUGCAGAAUGUACUUGUCUAGACACAGUAGUUCGCUGCAGCAACAAAGGCCUAAAAGCUUUGCCUAAAGGCAUCCCAAAAGAUGUAACUGAACUUUAUUUGGAUGGAAAUCAGUUUACCCUUGUUCCAAAAGAGCUUUCCAACUACAAGCAUUUAACACUUAUAGAUUUAAGUAACAACAGAAUCAGCACGCUUUCUAAUCAGAGCUUCAGCAACAUGACUCAGCUGCUCACCUUAAUUCUUAGUUACAACCGCCUGAGGUGUAUCCCUGCACGGACUUUUGAUGGGUUGAAAUCACUUAGGUUGUUGUCUUUACAUGGCAAUGAUAUUUCUGUUGUUCCUGAAGGAGCUUUUAAUGAUCUUUCAGCAUUAUCACACCUGGCUAUUGGAGCAAAUCCUCUUUAUUGUGAUUGUAACAUGCAGUGGUUAUCUGACUGGGUGAAAUCCGAAUACAAAGAACCCGGUAUUGCACGUUGUGCUGGUCCUGGAGAAAUGGCAGAUAAACUUCUUCUGACAACUCCUUCUAAAAAAUUUACUUGCCAAGGGCCUGUGGAUGUUAAUAUUCUUGCUAAGUGUAACCCCUGUUUAUCAAAUCCAUGUAAAAAUGAUGGAACCUGCAACAAUGAUCCAGUUGACUUCUAUAGAUGUACUUGCCCAUAUGGUUUCAAGGGUCAAGACUGUGAUAUUCCCAUUCAUGCUUGUAUUAGUAACCCAUGCCACCAUGGCGGAACUUGUAAUUUGAAAGAAGGAGAAAAAGAUGGUUUCUGGUGCACUUGUGCAGAUGGAUUUGAAGGUGAAAACUGUGAAAUAAAUGUUGAUGACUGUGAAGACAAUGAUUGUGAAAAUAAUUCUACUUGUGUGGAUGGAAUUAAUAACUAUACUUGCCUUUGUCCACCUGAAUAUACAGGUGAGCUCUGUGAGGAGAAACUAGAUUUCUGUGCUCAAAACCUGAAUCCUUGCCAGCAUGACUCAAAAUGUAUCUUGACACCCAAAGGAUACAAAUGUGAUUGCACACCUGGAUACGUAGGCGAGCAUUGUGAUAUUGACUUUGAUGACUGCCAGGACAACAAAUGUAAAAAUGGAGCGCAGUGUACUGAUGCAGUUAAUGGAUAUACAUGUAUUUGCCCAGAAGGAUACAGUGGCUUGUUUUGUGAGUUUUCACCACCAAUGGUUCUACCUCGCACCAGCCCUUGUGAUAAUUAUGAAUGCCAAAAUGGAGCCCAGUGUAUCAUAAAAGAGAGUGAACCGAUCUGUCAGUGUUUAUCAGGCUACCAGGGCGAGAAAUGUGAAAAGCUGAUCAGUAUAAACUUUGUCAACAAAGAAUCCUAUUUACAAAUCCCUUCAGCUAAGAUACGCCCCCAAACCAAUAUCACUCUACAGAUUGCCACAGAUGAAGACAGUGGGAUCCUGCUCUACAAAGGCGACAAAGAUCAUAUAGCAGUAGAGCUGUACCGAGGUAGAGUGAGGGUCAGUUAUGACACAGGAUCUUAUCCAGCCUCUGCUAUUUACAG
This is a messenger RNA of Mesitornis unicolor (brown roatelo), 3344 nucleotides long. It is a transcript of the gene SLIT2, whose product is annotated as slit homolog 2 (Drosophila). Gene Ontology annotation, biological process: negative regulation of cell growth; negative chemotaxis; retinal ganglion cell axon guidance. The annotation marks the transcript as partial. Gene Ontology annotation, molecular function: calcium ion binding; heparin binding; Roundabout binding. The record is from RefSeq and is a predicted model, not a curated record. Lineage: Eukaryota; Metazoa; Chordata; Aves; Mesitornithiformes; Mesitornithidae. The transcript has 29 exons.